AGAAUGUAAAAAACGCAUGAAAAAUAGGUUAGUAAUUUAAGAAUGUAAAAAACCCGCAGGCCUAUAAUAAUAAUGAUAAUUAUUUAAGUUUUGGUGUGAUGUCUAUAUACACCUGUGUUGCUGAUGGCGCGCGGCACCACUCCGUCAGAGACCCCAUGUAGCUGACUGCUUCACGGGGGCGCGUGACGCCUCUGUUUCGCCUCCCACACGUCUGCCGCUGGUUACUCACGUUCUCCCCGUUAUUCAAUUCAAACCAAUUAAAAUCUUUCUUUUUCAAUAUGGCGUGUUGUCGGCAGUAGAAUAAUAUUAUAUUUUACACGCCGACCGUUUCACGGAGGCUGUUUCACUUUCACCGCUCCGUCGACGGGACAUGGAACCGAACCCAGCUAGCUCGACAAUAAGGAUUUGCUAAUGCUUGCUUUUUUUUCAUCAUAUUUAUAGGCUAAACGUAGCCUACUGAGUGAGCAGCGAGUGUUUAAUUGUUUUUACACUCACUGAUAUAGGCAUCAUUUGUCACCUCAUCCCAUCAGGUGUGACUUUGAAGGUUAUGGAAUACACAUAUGAUGAUGACCUGGAAGAGCUGUGUCCUGUGUGCGGAGACAAGGUGUCUGGAUACCACUACGGUCUGCUCACCUGCGAGAGCUGCAAGGGAUUCUUCAAGAGGACAGUGCAGAACAACAAGAGGUACACAUGUGCGGAAAACCAGGAGUGUAAAAUAGACAAAACCCAGAGGAAGAGAUGUCCUUUCUGUCGCUUCCAAAAGUGCCUCAGCGUCGGGAUGCGGCUAGAAGCGGUGCGCGCAGACCGCAUGCGUGGGGGGAGGAAUAAAUUUGGCCCCAUGUACAAGAGAGACAGGGCCUUGAAGCAGCAGAAGAAGGCUUUGAUACGAUCCAACGGGCUCAAGCUGGAGAGCGCAGCUCCUCCGCCGGCCUCUCCUCUGCAGACUGACUACGGCUUCACCGGCACCCUGCACAGCCUGCCCACCAUCUCCAAAAGUCUACUCCCCUCCACCCCGAGCUCCAUCACCCCAACAGACUACGAGGCCAACCUCUAUGGACCCCCAUCCCUGGGCAUGGCCAUGCAGUCCCACGUGCCCCUCACCACUCAGUACCAGUACACAGCCUUCCCCGGCAGGGCAAUUAAAGCAGAGUGUCCCGACUACACCAGCUCCCCGGAAUCUCUGACAGGAUACCCCUACCCAGACAUGUACCCCUCAGCCUCGCCGCAGCCGCCCAGCCUGCCGCCGCUGGUGCUGGAGCUGCUGCGCUGCGAUCCAGAUGAGCUGAUGGUGCAGAAUAAGAUCGUUGCUCAUCUGCAGCAGGAGCAGAGCGGCCGGGGCCGGCUGGACAAGCCCAGCACCUUCAGCCUCAUGUGUCGCAUGACAGACCAGACUCUCUUCUCCAUAGUGGAGUGGGCUCGGAGCUGCAUCUUCUUCAAGGAGCUCAGGGUGGGAGAUCAAAUGAAGCUGCUCCAUAACUGCUGGUCUGAACUUCUGGUCCUGGAUCACAUUUUCAGACAAGUGCAACAUGGACAGGAAGACAGUAUCCUGCUGGUGACCGGCCAGGAGGUCGAGCUGUCGUUCAUCCUGUCCCAAGCUGAGGCGACUCUGUCCAGUCUGGUCCAGAGAGGUCAGGAGCUGGCGGCGAGGCUGCGGGCGCUGCAGGUGGACCGCAGAGAGAUCGCCUGUCUGAAAUUCCUCCUCCUGUUCAACCCCAAUGUGAAGCUGCUGGAGGACCAGGCAUUCGUGGAGGGCGUCCAGGAGCAGGUGAAUGGGGCUCUGCUGGAGUACACCCUGUCCACCUACCCUCAGUUCCAGGAAAAGUUCAGCCAGCUGGUGGUGCGGCUGCCGGAGCUGCGCUCCCUAAGCACGCAGGCCGAGGACUACCUGUGUUACAUGCAUCUGAGCGGAGAGGUGCCCUGCAACAACCUGCUCAUUGAGAUGCUGCAUGCCAAGCGAGCGUGUGUGUGAGGGACGCACGCAGGAUGCUCCACCGUCAUGUGUUGUUUCUCUAGGUGAGACUGUGUGUGUGUGUGGGAGGGAAAGUGUGAGUGAGAUGAAAAAAUCUAAUAAAGAUAGACAGGUUCAUAUUGAGUCAUCUUUGGGAGGGAUUUUGUUUGAGUUAGAGAGGAGAAAAUAUUCUUUAGAGUUUGGAAUUAUAAAGCUCCAUCUGUACUCAAGGUAGUUUUAAGAUUUUGAAUGUUAAUGUUAAUGGAUUUUUACCCUGUUUUCAAAAAUCUAAAAUUAGAUCUGCCUGUAGAGUUACAUAAUAUAUUCUUUGACCAAAUAUCACAUGAACACAACAUCACCGACAAGAUUUUCUACGUCCCACAGAGCUGCCCAGCAAACAUUUAGACUCAGAGAAAGAGGCUCCAGCCUGCACCAGUGCUGAACAGUCAUGAAAACAUGGUGUCGGGAUGACUGUUGAGAUGUCUGUCCAUAGAUGCUGCCUGCAUUAUUUUGAAACAUCCGAACCUAAAUAUCUUUCGGAUAUCAUUACAAAGCCACUUUGAUAGGAAUUUUAUUGUGAGAUCUAGUGCGGCGUGGGCUGAUGUUGAACCGUCACCUCACAGGAUGGGACUGUUUGCAUGGAAACGUCUGUUGCCGAAUGCUUGCUGGGUGAGCCAAUGUGCACUUAUUAUGGCAGAUUUUAUAGUCUCUUUUCAGAAAUCAGAUUUAAGUGUUAAAAAUGUGUCUUUUUUAUCCAAAUGUCAGAUGCAACUUUAUGAUUCCAAGGUCACCAACCACUGUUCCUAGAUUAUUAUUAUAAUUUUUUUUUUAGAUGAAGACAGACUUCAGCAUAACACAACACACUGUAGUCUCUUCAGACCAGUCUAGCACUGCUCGUAUCGCUGCACUUGUUCUUUUUGCCACCAACCUUACAAAAAACCUAAAUAUGAAAGUUGUUUUAAUCUAUUUAGAUGUUAAUAUAUUGCUAUAUCAAAGCCAGACAUGCUAAGAAAACCAUUUUAUUCAGUUAUUCAUCAAACCCUUACCAAGAAAACAGAAAAUGCGAAUGAGAAAGAGAGAAAAACUGUACACAGUGAUGCUUUGUGGGUGAAAAAAUAAAAGAAAGCCAGAGCAGAGAGGAGCGAAAAAAGACACAUCAAUGUGCAAAUGAUAAGGGAGAGAUGAAUGACAAAGACAGCAGUUUCUUUCUUUUAAGUAAAUGUGAAAAGCAAAAGGAUCUGUAUCUGUAAGUGUCUGUCCUUCAGUUUUCACCAAGGUGCCAUACAGAGACAACACAGGGAGGGAAAAUGAAGGUGUCAUGUUCACGCUCACAUUUGUGUGACUUUUCAACACACUGUACUGUAUGUGGACUAGAGAUCGACUGAUCUAAGUGCGAGAAGGCCGAUACUGAUGUGUUUUGCACUGAAGCUGCUGUAGAGAUGGUUUAUAAUGAAAAUUCUAACAUUAUCCUAAUGAAUACUUUCUGUAAAUAAUGUUAAUGCUUAAUUUUUUCUUAUCGUCUGUGGCAGUCAGCCUCAAGCCCACUGGUUCCAACUGAAGACGUAAAUCUUUACUAACAGCUCACAAAGAUAUAGUUGGAUUUUAAAAAAGAUUCAGUAAUUUCCUAUAACAGCUGGUCACUUUAGUUUUUAUCUAAUGUUACUCAAACAGGAGCUGAUUUUUACACAUUUGGUGCUCUAGUGAGUAUUUACACCAGCAAGAUGACAAGUGUGUAAUCGCCGCAGAAGACGGGGUCACGUCCCACCCCAAUAUAUGAAAAAUGGAAAUUUGUCCCCCCCCCAAUAUUUGUAAAAUAAGCUAAUUUCUUCAAUUGUUUUGCCGAUAGUAUGAACAUCUUGCAACUUUGCAAAUACAUUUAUUUAAAAAUGGUUUAAAUAAAAAAUACGUUGACAAAACACAUAGUUCAGGUAGCAUUACAUUUCUUUUAUAUUUGCUGUUGCAAAUUAGUAGUGUAUAAACAUAUAAGACAAUUCAGUCUGAAAUCAUGUUAACUUUAGCAAAUUUCUGUCUGGAAGACGGAAUUAUUUUGUUUUGUUUUACCCUGACCAAUCAGUAGUGAGCGACUUAUCUGUCCUGUCGACAUCAUUUUUAGUCAACGCGGAAGCUUCAGGAGCGUUUUUGCUAGGAGCAGUAAAUUUCCGAAGAAAUGUGUCAAUUUAAAUUUCUGCAAGUCGACUUACAACAACCACUUGUACUGUUGCCUCAGUCAAUUUUAUUUUUCAUGGAUGUAGCUAGGUAGCUAGCUAGCUAUGUAGGAAGAUGACAUCUAUAAUCUUAAACCCCUUACCUCUGAUUGGUUGAUGUUGUUUCUUAAACCGGCAGAAUUAGUCGUCAGUGAGCACAACACCAGACCUUUUUGAAUCAGUUUAAAAAUGAGAGAUGGCUGCUGUGAUUCAGAGUUCUGGACCCAGUCUAGGAGAGACAGUAUUUAAUACACAUAAUGAUUUAUUUUCAAAUUUGACCAAUUUAUGUCCUCUAUAAAAAAUUAAAUAAAUACGUAAAUUAGUGUUUAAUCCAGACUUUUGUUCUUGUCAGGUUGAUGAGUGUAACCAUCAUGGGUCACUAAAACUCUCCACUGAUAAGAUAAAUAACUGACAUAGUCCUGCGUAUUGUAUACAUUUUUAAACAAAAUAUAUUAUCAGACAACCAGUAGCCAACACUGCAACAACUCCGCCCCAUACACAGUAUCAAAAACCUGAACUAUGGGUCAAAAACACUGUACUGUGUAUAUUUAGCAGUCAGUGUUUUAUCUGUGGCACUCUGUGUUGAAAAGUAACACUAAUGUAUUUUGUCCCAAACUGGACUCCCAGAUUUAUUAGAAGUGACACGCCCUUUUAAAAGCACGUGACUCUCAGCGAUGAUGACAAUGUAACUGCUAUUCACUGUCACCAGGACCAACUGAAAAACAAAGACACAGUCAAAGCAGUGUUUGUAAUAUUGUGCAGCUCAACUUUCUCACUGUGGACAUUUAAAAUCAUUCCUUGUUCGUCCAUUGAUGUGGCAGCGUCCGCCAUUUCAAGGUAUUGUAGACAAUCACUCCACCUGCCUUAACUUAAUGUCUGCCUGAAAGCACACACACACACCUUUGUUUUACAGUUGAGGCAGCUGUGUGUUAUCACUCUGUACAGUAUAUUUAUGUUGUGAAGUGAAUAUCUACUGCAAGAUGAAGAUACAUUUCAACCAAAAAAGUUCUCCGCUUUAUGUUGAGGUCAAAUCGCUACUGUUGUGGAACUGAUUCUCUUGAUAUAGCCUUUGUUUUUGCUCUUAGUUCACUUUUUAUUUUCCUGUGAGUUGACAGUCCGUCCCGUCUUAAACUGAAGUGUUUUUCUCCCAAAAGAGAAAGUGACCAAAACAUUUUGUUUUCUUUAAAUAUAUUUUAUUGUAAUAGCAUCAAACCAAUAAAAAUCAGUGAAAUAAA
Messenger RNA from Siniperca chuatsi (mandarin fish), 5387 nucleotides. It is a transcript of the gene nr5a1a, whose product is annotated as nuclear receptor subfamily 5, group A, member 1a. Bases 548 to 1969 code for a protein of 473 amino acids. Gene Ontology annotation, molecular function: zinc ion binding; RNA polymerase II cis-regulatory region sequence-specific DNA binding; nuclear receptor activity. Gene Ontology annotation, cellular component: RNA polymerase II transcription regulator complex. The transcript has 7 exons. Lineage: Eukaryota; Metazoa; Chordata; Actinopteri; Centrarchiformes; Sinipercidae. Gene Ontology annotation, biological process: tissue development; hormone-mediated signaling pathway; regulation of transcription by RNA polymerase II. The record is from RefSeq and is a predicted model, not a curated record.